Molecule: messenger RNA, 3255 nt
Organism: Polyodon spathula (Mississippi paddlefish)
Lineage: Eukaryota; Metazoa; Chordata; Actinopteri; Acipenseriformes; Polyodontidae
Product: tripartite motif-containing protein 16-like
Exons: 6
Coding region: 490-2160 (556 amino acids)
Molecular function (GO): protein binding; zinc ion binding
Source: RefSeq, a predicted model, not a curated record
UCCUCCUGUACUAGGACCCCUCUGGAGUCUUGCACUGGGGUCUGGGGUCCUAUUACCUGUAACACAGCAGUGAAGUGAGUGGUGAGAGUAAACCAAGUCCUGCCAAGUCUGGAAACACAAAAGAGAAGAGAAUGCUGUUCUGUAAUGAGAGAAUUGGAAUGCCUCGGUUCAGACACGUUUAAAGGGAUCCGGCUUGAAGAACAAAUCAGUGAGAAACACUUCAAUGAAAGCAAACGGUGGAAAUGUUUGGAACCAUAUCGUUUAUUCUGCUUGAUUUGCUUCACCGAGGAGAUAAGAAACGACAGGGAAUGAUAGAUAUGCAAAGUCCCAUUCCAGUGCUCAGAAAGUAAACAGAGUGCAAAGUCCUCUUGUCUAAACCUGGCCUCAGUCCCAAACCCCGCCUCUUAGAGCUGAACUCAAUUCCAGGAAAUCAGCACAGUGAAGUUUCUGUUGUGAAAUCGUCAGUCUCUCUGCUUCGCUGCAGGAAGAAUGGCUUCAAACUUGUGGUCAGAGGAGCACUUGAACUGUUCAGUGUGUCUGGAGCUAUUGAAGGACCCAGUCGCUAUUCCAUGUGGACACAGUUACUGUAUGGGGUGUAUUAAGAACUGCUGGGAUCAGACUCAUCAUACAGGUGUCUACAGCUGCCCCCAGUGCAGAGAGACCUUUACGGCAAGGCCUGUUCUGUGCAGAAACACCGUGCUGGCUGAAGUUGUGGAGAAAUUAAAGAAGACAGGACUCAAUCCUCCUCCUGCUCAAAGUUAUGCUGGACCUGGAGAUGUGCCGUGUGAUUUCUGCACUGGGAGAAAGUUCAAAGCUGUGAAAUCCUGUUUGACGUGCCUGGCCUCUUACUGUGAAACACAUGUCAAGCCACACAGUGAGGUUACUCCAUUAAAGAGGCACAAGCUGGUCAAUGCAACUGGAAAUCUGGAGCAGAAGCUUUGUGCUGAACACCAACGAUUAUGUGAGGUCUUCUGUAGAACCGAUCAGACGUGUAUUUGCUUGUUGUGUACACAAGAUAAACACAAGACUCAUAAUACGGUCUCAGCUGAGACAGAAAGGACUGGGAAACAGAAGCAGCUGGGAGAGACACAGACAGAAAUACAACAGAGAAUCCAGGAGAGACUGAAAGAAGUGAAGGAGCUCAAACAGGCUGUGGAGUCACUGAAAAGAUCUGCAUGCAUAGAAAUAAAGGAAAGUGAGAAGAUCUUUACUGAGCUGAUCCGAUCCAUUGAGAAGAUCCACACUGAGGUUAUUGAGCUGAUUGGAGCUAACGAGAAGGCUGCAGUGAAUCACGCUGAAGGACGCAUGAAGAAACUGGAGCAGGAGAUUGCUGAGCUAAGGAGGAGAAACACUGAGCUGAAACAGCUUUCAGAGACAGAGGAUCACAUUCAUUUUCUACAGAAUUUCCAGUCUCUCUGUGCCCCUCCUGAAGCUGGAGACUUACCCAGCGUUACUGUCAAUACAGACAUCUCUUUUGGGGCUGUGAGGAAAGCUGUAUCUGAACUUAAAGACCAUAUUGAGGACUUCUGCAAGGGGGAAUUAGUCCAUAUAACCACAACAGUGAAUGAAGUUGCAGUUUACAGUCUGCAGGCUCCAGAGCCAAGGAACAGAGCUGAGUUUUUAAAAUAUUCCUGUCAGCUCACACUGGACCCCAACACAGCGCAUAGAGAGCUCUGUCUGUCUGAAGGGAACAGAAAGGUGACACGGAGGAUAGAGACCCAGCGAUCUCCUGAUACCCCAGAGAGAUUUGAUUUCUAUCCCCAAGUGCUGUGCAGAGAGGGUUUGUCUGGGACUCGCUGUUACUGGGAGAUUGGGUGGAGUGGGGAAGAUGCUGAUAUAGGAGUCACAUAUAAAGGAAUCAGCAGGAAAGGAGGGGAUGAUUCAUGUGCUAUUGGAGACAAUGAGAAGUCAUGGAGUUUAUUCUGCUCUGAUUUCAGUUACGCUGCCUGGCACAAUAACAAUGAAACUGAAAUAACUGCCCCCCUCUCCCCCAGAAUAGGAGUGUAUCUGGACUUUAAUGCCGGCACUCUGUCCUUUUAUGGCGUCUCUGACACAAUGACCCUCCUGCACAGAUUCCAAACCACAUUCACUGAGCCUCUCUAUCCUGGGUUUAGGCUUUGGGAUUAUGAUUCCAGUGUAACAAUCUGCCAGCUGAACUAGACUGUCUUGUGUUGUAAGAAACCCUUUGUAUUGAACUCCCUGUCUGUCCUCUCCACUCCUUGGCUGAAGGGAAUGUUCAAUCUGACACAACUUUGGAUGAAAGUUAGGGUUAAAACGGCGCCCCCUGCAGCGUGAAACGAGGUGAAUUAUUUGUUUUUACACUUGGGGCCGAGGCAGCCUCAUUUUUACUGUUUAAUCUGUCAGGGGAGUGUUUUUGUAAUUGUAAACACUCACAACUGGACAGCUGUUUCAGCAUCAAAUGUUCAACAUGUCCUGAGUAUUUAUUGAUUACAAACACAUACACAGCACCAAGUGGCAGACUUAGUUGGCAUCUCUGCACAGUGCUAGAAUUCCCACAGCAAGUACUGAGAAGUAUCUCUUAAACUGAUUGUAGCUCACUAAAUAAUCCCACAAUGUGUUCCUAUAUUGCACUUCCAUUGGCUACAUAGGUCUCAAAUGUGCAGGUUUGAAAAACAUGACGGGCAAGAUUCUCAGAAAACCAUGAUCUUGUUUCGAAUUGGAUUUUGUCUAUCAAAUGGAUAUUUAUAGAUAUUUAUAGUAUCUAGCUGAACUAUUUGGGAUUUAGGUGUAUCUGGCAAAUCUAUAAACCCUGGGGCUUCAUACAUACCUUUAUACAGGCAAGCAAUAGGUACAAAAUGCCCUUUCCUCGUGUUAUUAUUAGAAUUUUGUUUGUAAAUGAUCCCAUUCUGAAAUGGUUGGAUAAUUACCCUAACGAGCAUUUAAUUAGAUGCACCGGGUCUACUCGUCAGGCAGUUCAAAGUUUCAAUAUUAUAACUGUUUGCUUAUUUGAACAAUAAUGCGAGUGAAAUAUCAUCACAAGAAAGAAGACAUUUCCAUGGAUAUCGUAAAUCCCAAUCAAACUGCAUUACAUGUGCAAUCUGCCCACAGUGGAAAAGCAGAAACGUGUUUUAAGCCUGGCCUUUGUCGCCCUCUUCAGGACAAACUGUGCAGCUGCGUAGGGCGUGAUUGAAAGCAAUUCUUUUCACUUGGUGUGGUUCCAUUGGAAAUGUAGGGCCCUAUUCACACAACCUUGAGGACUGUUCUAAGCGCUGUUUUAUUAAAGACUCUUUAUUG